ACAACAGGAUAACAAACAGAAGGCUAACCCGGCUGACAGCAAGUAAUCUUUCAGCGGGUAAAGGGAAUCGCCGCAUUGCCACCGGUUUGUUUGUGUUAUGAGAAGAGGACACAGGCUGUCUGAGGACUGUGAUUGAGAUCCACCAUGGCUGCAGCCCCUCCACUCACACGGUCAGAUUCAGCUCGGGGAGACUUUUCCCCUCUGAAGCACUUUGUUGUGGCUAAGAAGAAGAUAAGUGAUGUGUUUGAGCAACUACUGAAUUAUGUGAAAGAGACUUCUGAGUUUGUAGAAGAAACCUGUGAGAAUAAAGCUUUGGAGAAAAUUGCAAGUCAGGAUCAAAAGUUGGAGAUUCAGUCGUAUGCUGACAAGCUGGCUGUCAUUAAGGAGGUGCUGGCACGCAGACACAUGAAAGUCGCCUUCUUUGGCAGGACCAGUAAUGGUAAAAGCACAGUGGUCAACGCCAUGCUGAGGGACCGUGUGCUGCCCAGCGGUAUCGGCCACACCACCAACUGCUUCCUGAGUGUCGAGGGCACCGAUGAAGACAAGGCCUACCUCAAGACUGAGGGCUCUGAGGAGGAGAAGAGCAUCAAGACUGUAAACCAGCUGGCUCAUGCACUCCACAUGGAUGAGAGUCUCGAUGCCGGCUGUCUCGUCCGUGUGUUUUGGCCAAAGACCAAGUGUGCUCUGCUCCGAGAUGACCUGGUGCUUGUAGACAGCCCGGGGACAGAUGUCACAUCACAGCUGGACAGCUGGAUUGACAAGUUUUGCCUGGAUGCUGAUGUCUUUGUGCUGGUGGCCAACUCUGAAUCCACACUCAUGAACACGGAAAAGCACUUUUUUCACAAAGUGAACGAACGUUUGUCAAAGCCCAACAUUUUCAUCUUAAACAACCGCUGGGACGCCUCAGCGAACGAACCAGAAUACAUGGAGGAUGUGAGGAAGCAGCACACAGACCGUUGUGUGAACUUCCUGGUUGAUGAGCUGAAGGUUGUGGACCGUGACCAGGCACCCAAUCGCAUCUUCUUCGUGUCCGCCAAAGAGGUGCUCAAUUCCCGCAUGCAGCGCGCGCAGGGCAUGCCCGAAACAGGUGGAGCCCUGGCUGAGGGCUUCCAGGAGAGACUGAAGGAGUUUCAGAGCUUUGAGAGGAGGUUUGAGGAGUGUAUCUCGCAGUCAGCAGUGAAAACAAAGUUUGAGCAGCACACUAUCAGGGCCAAGCAGAUCACAGAAAAAGUCAAGAGCAUCAUGGACGCCAUCAACAUCGAGGCGGCAGAGAAGAGAGUGGCUGCACUGGAGGACAGAGAGUAUCAGAUGGACCGGCUGGAGUUUGUCAAGAAUCAGCUCAACUUGCUGAUUGAUGACAUCAAGAAGAAGAUCAAGGCCAUCAGUGAGAAUGUGGAGUCUAAGGUGUCCAACGCCAUGGGAGAGGAGAUCGGCCGUCUCCAUGUGAUUGUCGAUGAGUUCCACGCAGACUUCCAUCCUUCACCUCAUGUUCUCAAAAUCUACAAGUCUGAGCUGCUGUCUCAUGUGGAGGAAGGGAUGGGCAAGAAUCUGGCCUUCCGCUGCUCUGACGCCGUCAACGUCUCUGUCCAGUCCUCUCAGAAAUACAUGAUGGAGAGCAUGCUCCCUCUACUUCCCGCCGGGGUCCAGGGCCAAAUGCACAUGCUGGUGCCCAGCAGGAAGUUCGACCUGAGUUACGACCUGAACUGUGCCACACUUUGCAGUGACUUUCAGGAGAACAUUGAGUUUCAAUUUUCAUUGGGCUGGACAUCGUUAGUCCACCGCUUCCUGGGAUCUGUCAACGCAGAGAGAGCACUCAAACUGGUGGACCAGAACUUCCAGGCCUCUCGACCAGCGUUGCCCCUGGCCGUCACGCCCUCCUCAGGGCCCCCCUCAACUGUAGCCCCACCCAACCAUGAGACAGCCCUCAUGACCCAGGAAGACCUGAUGGUAGCCAUGGCAAACAACGUUGCAUCCCUCACCUCCCGCACAUCAAUGAGUGCUAUUAUUGUUGGAGGAGUGGUGUGGAGAGCCGUUGGCUGGAGACUAAUCGCCCUGUCUACCUCACUCUAUGGCUUACUGUACUUGUAUGAGAGACUCACUUGGACCACAAAGGCAAAGGAGCGCACUCUGAAGCGCCAGUUUGUGGACUACGCAACCGAGAAGCUGCAGCUCAUCAUCAGCUUUACUAGCGCUAACUGUAGCCACCAGGUCCAACAGGAGAUGGCGGCGACCUUUGCUCGGCUCUGUCAGCAGGUGGACCAGACGCAGAAAGAGCUGGAGGCAGAAAUCCGCCAACUGACAGCCAAGAUAGAUCAGCUGGAGACCGUCCAGAGCCGCUCCAAGAGCCUGCGACAUAAAGCCACAGAGCUGGAGAGACAGCUGGAGGUAUUCACAAACCAGUAUCUGCAGCCUCAGCAGUGAAGCUGCUCCUCUUCAUCACUCAUAAAGCCAUAGAGCUGGAUAGACAGCUGGAGGUGUUCACAAGUCAGUACCUGCAGCCUCAGCAGUGAAGCUGCUCCUCUUCAUCACUCCACAGUUUGGUUCAUGUUGAGCCCAUCAUUCCUCAGCCGGGCGCCACCUCAUCGGGCCAAGUUUUCCUCCUCACCUGAACGACACAACGGUUUCUGUGCGGGCGGUAGUGUUGAAAAGAGUCUAUCAACAGAGAAGAAAUCAAACAGCCGAUUUGAUAAUCAGUGAAAUGUUAGUCAUCCAUUUGGCAAGAAUACCAAAACUCUGCCGCUGAAGUAAAGAUUCAGUCACUUUCUAUUUCAUUUGUGGGUUUUUUUGUUUUUGUUUUUCUUACGGUCAUGACACAUUAUCAGUUUCACCAUUUCUCUUUCAUUUAUGGGCCUUUGUCAUUAUUUUUUGACAUUUUGUAGAUGAAUCAAUCAAUAAAAAAAAAGAUAAUUGUUAGUUUCAGUCAUGGUGGACGGAGAAGAGUGAAGGCCCAGACACGACAGUAUUUCCCCUCCUCCUCCUCUCCACUGCAGCCAGACAGGCGCUUCACAAGCUGCAGUGAACAAACUGUAGAACAAAACUGCCUGCAACACAAACAGACUUGGACCUAUGGUGUGCAAAGACACUCCACAAGGAGGCAGUAUAAUGAAGGCUACCGGUCGGGUGCUAUAUUUUGACACUAACGUGCUUCUCACUGUGAAUAUGCCUUUUUUGACUAACUUUUGUGGAGCAAAUGGAGUUUGUGUGUCUUUGAGAUUCUAUAUGUAAAUGUUCAGGCACAUGAUCUACUGUAUGUUAGCAUCAAAAAAUAAAUAUGUUUAAUAAUGAAAGAGAACAGAUUUGUUUUGUGAAUUAUAAGACUCUAGUUCAAAUUCACUGAGGGAAAAAAAUAACUAGGAAGGGAAAGCAUGUCUUUAAAAUACUGUAGGUUCAUGUUCUAUUUUUUAGCAAUCCAAACUGUAUAGAUUAAAGGCUUUGGAAAAUCUCCUAUAUUUUAUAAUAUCCUGUUAUUUAUACCCAUUAGACCUACAGUAUAAUGAUGAUUACACCAAUCUGCACUUUGUAAAACCUUUUUUUUCUUUCUUGAACGUGUUGAAAUACCUCUGGAUUUGCUAGACUGUAUUAAAUCUGCCACAAUCUAAAACAGAC
Thunnus maccoyii (southern bluefin tuna) is the source of this 3606-nucleotide messenger RNA. RefSeq names its product mitofusin-1-like. The transcript is spliced from 18 exons. Lineage: Eukaryota; Metazoa; Chordata; Actinopteri; Scombriformes; Scombridae. Gene Ontology annotation, cellular component: mitochondrial outer membrane. The record is from RefSeq and is a predicted model, not a curated record. Gene Ontology annotation, molecular function: GTP binding; GTPase activity. The coding region runs from base 145 to 2421 and encodes 758 amino acids. Gene Ontology annotation, biological process: mitochondrial fusion; mitochondrion localization.